This is a messenger RNA of Coprinopsis cinerea okayama7#130, 698 nucleotides long. RefSeq names its product UDP-N-acetylglucosamine 1-carboxyvinyltransferase. Bases 1 to 654 code for a protein of 217 amino acids. Lineage: Eukaryota; Fungi; Basidiomycota; Agaricomycetes; Agaricales; Psathyrellaceae. The transcript is spliced from 9 exons. The record is from RefSeq and is a predicted model, not a curated record.
AUGUCCAACAACUUGCACAUUCUCAACCAUCCUCUCGUCAACGCCGAGCUCUCCAAACUUAGGCAGACGUCCACAACGUCGAAGGAAUUCCGUGAGGGUGUGCAUAACAUUAGCCUCUUUCUGGGCUAUGAAGCUUCUCGAGGAUUCGAAGAAGCCACCUUCCAAGGCCAAUCCCCGGUUUCGACUUUCACUGGUACUACUGUCAAGCCUAGGCUUGGUUUAACGCCCAUUCUUCGAGCUGGUUUGGGAAUGACGGAUGCCCUAUUGACCCUCUUCCCAUCGGCUCCUGUCUACCACCUUGGAAUUUACCGAGAGAAGGUCACAUUACAGCCCGUCGAAUACUACUCAAAGCUGCCGCCAUCGCCUCCCAUCGACAAUGUGUUCCUACUAGAUCCUUUGAUUGCGACAGGUGGAACGGUGUGUGCAGCUAUUGGCAUGCUCACAGAGUGGGGUAUUCCGAUCAAGAACAUCAAGCUUCUGUGCGUAUUGGCAUCCCGAGAUGGAUUGAACCAUGUCCAGAAGGAGUACCCUGACCUCGAACUCUGGGUUGCUGGGGUCGACGAGACUUUGACGACUGACGGCAUCAUCAGCCCCGGUCUUGGUGAUAGCGGAGACCGGCUGUUCAAUACAGUUACCAAUGCAUAUAAGCAGUAGGCGUAAUUGAUUCCAUGUGCUAGACCAAUAUACUUUUCAUCUUU